AUGUUGUGUCAAAAUCUGGAAGAUAUUGAAGACGACGCUUACGUUACAAUGAAACUAUUUUACUACGAUGAACGUACACCGAUCGAGUACCACCCGCCUGGAUUCGACUCUGCAGAGCAAGAAACGUUCGACUAUGAUUAUGAUGUCAAAAAUCCGGUUCCGGUCAAAGUGGGUACUGUAACAACUGGCUUCCAUUCGUGUAAACUGUCCGUUCAGUCAGUACUUUGUUCAAUUAACGAGGGCGAUGCCUGCAAUGGACAGAAACAAGUUCAAGAGCAGGUCGAUUCGCAACUGCCUACACCUUCUCAAGACACCGAAAACUGUGUUGACAAACCUACGAAUGAUGAGCGCGAUUUUGAGCCAAGUGACGUUGCUGAAGAAGUUGCGAAAGAUGAAGUCGAAUACGAAGUGACAAGUGAGAUUCCUGAUAUGCCUGCAAGUAAUCAAGACAAGGGCCAUCCAAAAGACGUUGCUGACAAGUCUGUAAGUGAGAACGAAGAGGGCGACGGAAAUAGCACUGCUCAAGAGGCUACGAACGAUGAUGACGAACACGUCGAAACUGAUAUUACUAACGAGACUAUGAGCGAAGAUGACGCGUCUAAUCGAGGUAAUACUGCAGUCGAAACUGCGGUUUCCAGUGCAAAGUACACAGGUACGUGAUC
Messenger RNA from Soboliphyme baturini, 662 nucleotides. The record is from the annotation of a GenBank genome assembly. NCBI's taxonomy places the organism in Eukaryota, Metazoa, Nematoda, Enoplea, Dioctophymatida, Soboliphymatidae.